AUGACGUCCCUCUUUGUCAAUGAUGAUGUAGAGGAAUCGUAUGACGACGGACCAGAAGAACGUAUUCUUAAUAGGGCUGGCUUGUUGGUGCGAAGAAGUUUCCAUCCAUUGUUGUUCGAUCAGAAAUCUGCUACUGUAAAAAUCGAUGAAAUUACCUGCAGCGAACUUUUCGACUUCUCUGAACGACGAGUUCCUCGCUUUAAUGUGUAG
Messenger RNA from Haemonchus placei, 210 nucleotides. Lineage: Eukaryota; Metazoa; Nematoda; Chromadorea; Rhabditida; Trichostrongylidae. The record is from the annotation of a GenBank genome assembly.